Colletotrichum navitas is the source of this 1768-nucleotide messenger RNA. RefSeq names its product alkaline phytoceramidase. Lineage: Eukaryota; Fungi; Ascomycota; Sordariomycetes; Glomerellales; Glomerellaceae. The record is from RefSeq and is a predicted model, not a curated record. Bases 398 to 1291 code for a protein of 297 amino acids. The transcript is spliced from 8 exons. Gene Ontology annotation, cellular component: endoplasmic reticulum membrane. Gene Ontology annotation, biological process: ceramide catabolic process; ceramide biosynthetic process.
CCGGACGACCCGGAACAUCACCACACGGGGCUUCACUCUCUCUUCAUUUAGCCGUGUUUUCUAACUUUCCACUUCCCAUAGUCACUCUUGAGAAUUUGGUACUCAGAACCUGUGCCUGGAAAUCCUCAAGUUACCGUCAGUUCCCUCGAAAGGCCAAUUGCAACGGCUUUAUUACCGCUAGGUUUGAUCCCUCACACGCACUCCAUCGCUCUCAAACCUGGGUCGACUCUCUUCCACUUUCUCUCCCUCUCUCCCACCUUCUUGCACUCCAAACACUCGCUUACUGUGCUGUACUGAUAUAGAACGGAGUGAUCCCAUAAACAGUCAUUGGGUUCUCGCUACGUAGCCUAUCUCCGGCUCAGCCUGACCUAUUUACAACUAACUCCGUCCGACCGCAAUGGCAUCGUCCCCGUUGUUCCAGGCUUUACGCUUAGCCUACAAUGAGGACGUUCCAGAUGGAUACUGGGGCGAGAAGACGUCCACGCUGAACUUUUGCGAAGAGGACUAUGCAGUUUCGUACUACUGCGCAGAAGUUUGUAAUACGUUUACGAAUCUCCUGUUUCUCUGGCUCGGCUUCAAAGGCGUGCACAAUUGCGCCUCUGAGAAACACCCGCGCAUAUUCCUCAUCGCCUAUCUGGGCUAUGUUGUUGUCGGUCUUGGCUCCACGGCCUUCCAUACCUCAUUAAAAUACCCUAUGCAGCUGAUAGAUGAACUAUCCAUGAUUUACACGACCUGCCUGAUGGUCUUUGCCACGUUUUCGUUUUCAAAAUCACCGCAGUUCGCUGGUUUUUUGGGCAGUGGCCUUGCUCUUCUGGCUGGGUUCAUUACGUAUUAUUACCACCUUACCAAGGAUCCCGUGUUCCAUCAAGUCUGUUAUGCGGCGCUUACAGCAACGGUUGUCCUGCGUAGUUUGUACGUGAUGGAGACCCAGCUACGCCCGGUCCUAACCAAGAGAAACCAUGCCAAGGCUCAUGGAAUCCUUGAGACCAUGUGGAUCAUGGUUGGUACGGGCCUCGGCGUAUUUCUCAUGGGCUUUCUCAUUUGGAACCUGGACAACGCUUUCUGCAGCCAGAUUCGAAGCUGGCGGCGACAGCUCGGGCUACCCUGGGGUGCCGUGCUUGAGGGUCACGCCUGGUGGCACCUGAUGACAGGAAUCGGAGCAUACUACUACAUUACCUGGGGGAUCUGGCUCCGUAGAUGUCUUGAGGGCCGCGAGGACGAGUACAAGCUUGUUUGGCCCAGGUUGCUAUCGUCGAUACCACUCGUCGUCAGGGGCAAGAAGGCUGAAUGAAAGCUUGGCGUGGUGAAGGCGGAGCACUAUACUGACGACCAAGGCUGUCGUACAAGGGGUGUACUGGCGAGUUCUUCAAGGACACACGGGUUCAAUGACAGUGUAUGUAUUGUACGGUUGUGUCUCUGGAUGCAAUCAUGGUUGGAUACGGUGACCUGGUCUUCACCUGGAAAUAUGACAUUCACGCAAGACUGUGGGCAAGAGGAUACCCAAGUCCUUGUAUCUUACUCUCCUUGAGAUACCCUUUCAAUUAAAUCGGGUUUGACGGGCAUACUGACCCAUCGACUUACUUAUACAGGGUAUAUAUUUCCUGAUUAUUGUUUCCUUACGCUGAGCAGUGGAUUGUACUGACUGUAUUCUACUGUGUUGGACCCCGCACAUAGGUAAACAGGUAGGUAAUUAGGCAAGCUAUCUAUCUAGUUAGAGGGUCGAGUAGGCCCCACAUUAGCAUACAUGCAAAAAAACACUAUAUAAACA